AUGGAAAUUUCUCAAAAUAUAGGUUUUGAUAGCCAUAAACACAAUAAUUUAAUAAUACAGAAGCUAAAGAAUGGUAAAGAAAAAAAAGGUACAGAAAAUUCUCAAGAAUAUAAAGACCAGCUUGAAAAAAGGCUUGGAAAUAUAUUCAGGGAAAUUAGCCUCAGAAAUGAAUCCAAUUCUUUUAGAAUAACAAUGAAUGGUGAAAUUCAAAAGAUGAGAAAUUUGAGUAAGCUUGAUGCAUACUGUAAAUUUAUGAUGCUUUCUUACUCAAGAAUGUUUUUUGCUCUAAUAGAUUUGAAAAAUAAUUGUGGGUUGGAGGAUGUCCAAUUUCAUACGCUUGAAUUAAGGAAGUUGAACUAUAUCUUUAAAAAUUGUACUCAUUUCAAUAUUAAAUAUAAGUUUUUAGAACAAAAGAAAACCGAUCUUGAAAAGAAAACAAUAAGUUCAUAUGAAGAAGUCUCAAUUCCUAAGCAAGAAAAAUAUGUUCAUAAAAAUGAAUUUAAUUUAUUAAGGAAAAUAGAUUCACUAAAUAACUCAGUGGAUGAUCUCAAAAAUAAAAUUAAGAAUUAUUUUUCAAAAAAUAUCCAAGAAGAAAUGGGUGAUUACAAGAAAACUGCAGUAGAUAAUGAACCAAUUUCAUUAAUGAGUUCACAUUCAGACACUAAUCUAUGCAAUUCUGAAUCAAGUAAUUUAGAAACAUUCAACGAUGAAAACUCCACUAAUAGUGAGGAAGAAACCAAUAUGAUUAAUACAAAUAAACAUUUAAAGGAAUUCAAGACAAAAAACAAACAGGGUUUUAGACACAGAAGAUCGAUUGAAACUAUUUCAUUCACAGGAAACAAGCUCGAAAACACUCCUCUUGUAGAGUUCUCUCCUGCACCAAAAUACCAUAGCAGAUCCAAAACUCAAAAUACUAAUCUCCUACAACAAGAACAAUCUGUAAACAGUUUCAUUAUCUCGUAUAAUGGAAUCCUUCUCAAUAAGUCAACGAUCAAUAACAACCAGUUUAGGGAUGCAAUCAAAGCACACAAAAUUGUUGAAUCUGCUAAUCUGAAUCAAAAACUCUUGUUUAGAAAUAAAUCAAAUUUUAACCCUCACCAAAAUGUCAGAUAA
Messenger RNA from Cryptosporidium ubiquitum, 1113 nucleotides. RefSeq lists its product as uncharacterized. The record is from RefSeq and is a predicted model, not a curated record. Lineage: Eukaryota; Apicomplexa; Conoidasida; Eucoccidiorida; Cryptosporidiidae. The transcript has a single exon. Bases 1 to 1113 code for a protein of 370 amino acids.